AUGAUCAUUAUUGAGAAGAAGGCCCAAUUGAUUAUCUACUUCUUCAUCUGCGCAUGCGUCCUCAGUGGCGGAUCUCUCAUAUCUAUACCAUUGUGUUCGGUUGCACUCCAUUUCUAUGCUGCAGCCAUUGGAUUCGGAUUUUUCUUUGGUAACAUUCACUACCUGGCAAACAUGCUAUUAAUUGAAUUUUUCGGGCCAAGUAAAUUAUCGGGAUGUUUCAGUAUGGUAUAUUUGGCGUACACAAUAGCAUCCUUUACCGGGAAUCCUCUGGCGGGGAUUGUAUCGAGAAUGACAAGGUUUGACGGAGCCGAGUUUUUCUUCACUGGUUCAAGCAUAGUCGUUGCUGGUUUGGUCAUGAUUCCAAGUUUAUUCGUCACAACAAAGAGAUCAGCAAUGCUUAAGAGAAGCGAAACAUUACAUUUAGAUACUACACGACGUUCGGAUAUCUGUAACUACAAGGACUACACAGAGAAAGUGGAAAUAUCAGUAAACAUAUUAGACAAGGAGACGGCAUAUGGUGCCAUAUCAAUACCUGUUUAA
This is a messenger RNA of Ylistrum balloti, 540 nucleotides long. Its product is annotated as monocarboxylate transporter 2-like. The transcript is spliced from 3 exons. The record is from RefSeq and is a predicted model, not a curated record. Lineage: Eukaryota; Metazoa; Mollusca; Bivalvia; Pectinida; Pectinidae. The coding region runs from base 1 to 540 and encodes 179 amino acids.